This is a messenger RNA of Dendronephthya gigantea, 1436 nucleotides long. RefSeq lists its product as uncharacterized. Lineage: Eukaryota; Metazoa; Cnidaria; Anthozoa; Malacalcyonacea; Nephtheidae. The coding region runs from base 169 to 987 and encodes 272 amino acids. The record is from RefSeq and is a predicted model, not a curated record. The transcript has 2 exons.
UGCACGUGUCUUGAGAGCUCUCACUCAAUUUUUGUGUAAUCGGUGAGAUUUAAAAUUUAAAAAAAAGUGGAAAAUAGCAAUAUGAAUGCAACCAAAACACGGCUAACUUUGAUGCUCAAACGUGAAUAAAAAUACAAGCAAUAUGGUGGUUAAUGAGUAGCGAAAAGUAUGAUUGUUGUCAAUCGAUAUGCUUUGAAAGUCGCUUUUGUCUCGUUUGUCAGCGCUGUGGUAGCAACAAUAACUGUGAUCUUUGCAUUACAAGGUUUAUGCGAAACAUAUCGUGAUCAACAGCCAAUUUCACUACAUGUUCAAAAACGAAUUCUAAAAGACGAUUCAACUGAGUCAGAGUGUGAUGUUCUGUUUGUUGUAAAAGGGCAAUCAAGACUUCGCGAUAAUGAUCCUUACAAAUCUGUUAAGAUAUACAACUGUUCAAAGGUUGGUACAUACUCAUUGCAGACACUGAAUGACUAUGAAUGCAUGUUUUACGCGAUGCUGACAAAUCCAAACUGCAAAGGAUAUCUGUUUCUUGGGAGGGAAAUUAGACGUUGGAAGAGGACGGAAAAUCUGUUACAUAAUGAUUUGACUAGGAUUUGGUAUAAAGGUAAAACUAAUACCAAACGACUUCAAGUGAAAAUUGACAAUAAAAAUCUGUUGAAGUCAAAGCAUGUAAGCACUUGCAGUAUGGUUAUAAAAGAACUUGCCUUGCUAAAUAUUGCUUUCAAAAAUUCCGAAGAAAGCUCGAAUGGUUCGUGGCAAAGACCCUGGAAUGUUGAAAUUGCGAUGAAUGCUUUAUUGUGGAAUGGAAAGGGCAAAUUUGCUUGUUUUCGCAGAGAAGUAGAAACAUUUUAUGUCCCAGUAAAAUAUAGGGAGACGUUUCUAGGUGUUGCUAGCAUCCUUAACAAGGUUAAGAUGCCAGAUGAUGUUGGUGUACUGACGAUAUUGAAAUCACUAGACUUGGAGAGAACUUUCUUAGCACCUACAUAUUAAAACAAUUACGAUUCGAUGUAAUUCAACUUCUGAUUUUAGUGUUUAAAACAGCGGCAAACAAAUUGAUUUUCCGUAUAAGGUAGCGAUUAUCCAAGAGAAACUUUAGGACCCAAACCCCUAGCUGUAAGAUUUUAAUAUUGAUCGUUAUACUGUACAAGCCAAAAAAAUAUGGACGCUUUUAGGUAUAUACAUUUCCAUAUCAGUUAAAGUUCGAAUUGGAGGACUCCUAUUAGUUUAUCCGUAAUGAUGACUAUUUUUGUUAACUAUGAUUGAUGGAAACACUAUCAAAGUCAACUAACAUUUAAGCGAAGUACUCGAGAAAUGAAUGAACGGUCAUUGAAUCAUGGACCUUUUAUUUCCAUUCGCAUCAUAGAACACGACAAUUUACCAUUUCAUAUAUAUAUAUUGAAUGAAUAUGUGUUUUACUAUGAGACGUUUAGAUAUAUUUC